UUUACCCAUCGUCUAUCCCUCAAAGAGCGUGUGGCCAAAGCAGAGAGGACUUCCUCAGACAGACCUCCUUCCUACAGGAGACGAUCUCUUAGUGUGGACUGGGCUGACACUGCCAAGAUGACGCAACCCAUGAGGGGGGACCAGGCCCACCAGCCGGCCCCAGCCCGCAAGUCGGCCAGCCUUUCCUCGCCAAGCGCGGCUCGCCGCCUAUACCGCAACUUGUCUGGAAAGUUCCGUGCGGGCACCAACCCCCCUGCCCUGGAGGACAGUGUGGUGUUAGGACGGGGAGGAGACAAGGAGAGGCUGCGCAAAACCACCAUAUUCCAGAGCAAUGAGGCGUUGUUUGAGGCAGUGGAGCACCAGGAGUUGGACUUGGUACAGCUGCUUCUUUCCCAGUACAGUCUGGAGGAGCUGGACCUCAACACACCAAACAGUGAGGGCCUCCUGCCCCUCGAUAUCGCUAUCAUGACCAACAACGUGCCCAUGGCCAAACUGCUACUGCGAGCUGGUGCCAAGGAGAGCCCCCACUUUGUGAGUCUGGAGGGCCGAGCAGUGCAUUUAGCCACAUUGGUGCAGGAGGCUGAGCAGCGGGUGUCGGAGCUUCAGGCCCAGGUUGGAAGCGAGGGUCCUGGUGAUCGGGAAGGAUCUGACCGUGAGCGACAGCUAAAGGCCUGGGAGUGGAGGCUCCGACUCUUACGCCGCAUGCAGACGGGCUUCGAGCAUGCUAACCCUCCGGACGCUCCGAGUGUAGUUCGCCUGUCUGUCAGCAGCAGCACCAGUCUAAGGGUGGACUUCCUGGAACCUGUCUGUGUCAACUCUGCUGUGGUUACCAAGUACAAAGUGAGCUGGAGCAGUGCACCUUCACUCACUCCUUUGCUGGGGGAGAUGGUGGUGGAGGACACCACUCUGCUACAGUGCAACAUCGCUGGACUCACUUCUGGGACCUUUUACUAUGUCCAGGUGUCAGCCUACAACAUGAAGGGCUGGGGGCCUCCACUAGUCUCCACCCCUGCCUGCGCUGCACCUUCCAGUUGGAGGGAUAUCGAUGGCCGUGCUCCACGUCAGAGAGGCCAGAAGGAGGCACUAGACCAGCUGCUCGGACAGAUAAAGGAAGCUCACCGCCACUGUGUCUGCCAUGAACAGUGCAAAGCUCCACCGCAAGGGAGGAAACACUCAGUAUCCAAAAGCCUGCGCCACCUCUUCCAACCAACCAGCAAAUUUGUAAAAAGCUUGAAAAGAGGUCUCUAUCUGACAUCCAUAUUCUACAGAGAUGAUAAUGUGUUGGUGACUUCAGAGGACCAGAUCCCCAUUGUGGAGGUUGAAGAUUCCUACUCCAGCUCCCUCAUGCAGGACUUCCUCUGGUUUACCAAGGUGUCGUAUCUGUGGGAGGAGAUUCCCUGGCUGCAGCAGUGUCUCAGUCCUUCCCAAUCAUCCUGUUCAUGUACUCUGCAGACACGUCUCAAGAUGCUGCAGGCUGUCUCCCAGCUACAGGGAAUGCUGGGUACCCAGGACCUUGGUCAGGUGUAUUUUGAGCCAAUCAAAGACAAGCAUGGUAACGCCCUGCUGGUGCUCCUGAAGGACAUGAGUGCCUGUCCCAACCUGGAUGGGGUUCGCUGGACGCAGCUUUGUAAACUCCAGCUCCAACGCAAGUCCAUCUCGUCCCCUGAAGAGCCCACCGCCUUGGAUAUGCUUCUCAUAACACUCCAUGAGAAGCUGGCGUAUCACAGGCGGAGCAGGAAGAUGUUGUCUCCAGGCUUAUACCUGGGCUACCUCAAACUGUGUACAUCUGUGGAGCAAAUCAGAGCACUGGUGCCCCAGAAACUCCCCAACAUCCUCUGUCACACCAAAAUUCGGGACAACAGCAACGUGUCCAGAGAGGAGUGGCAGUGGCUGCAGGCUCUCAGCUCUCUGGAUGAGUCGAUGGAAAUGGACCAUGAGGUACAGAGUGCUCCACAUCGCCUCCUACAGGACCUGCGCAGCGCCAUUAAGGAGCUAAUGGCACACAUCAAUGUCCCUGGCAAUCAGGCACAGGACUUCCGUCUCUACAGCCAGGAGGUGUUGGAGUUUGGGGAGAAGGUGUCCUUCCUGCUCCUCCUGCCCCCUUCAGAUGAAGUGUGCACCGCUCCCGGUCAGAAUAACCCAUACUCCCCCCGCUCUGUCUUCCUCACCCUGCCCCUGCAGAUCUUUGAACUGGUCCACUUUAACGCCUAUUGCCCCAGUUUCAUUGGCCAGUACUGCAGAGUAUCGGCUUUGCUGGAGCUGGAGUCCCUCAUGUCCCAGCAGGCACUAAGGGAGGCCUUUUCUGAGGCCGAGCUCCUGGCUGCUAAGAAGAAACACCAGCAGGUCCAGGAACACAUUCAGCAAAUGGAGGAGGUGUGGCGUGAUGCAAGGUGGAUCAUGGAUGCCUUGCAGUACGCCCGCUAUAAGCAGCCAACGGGGGGCAUCUCCAUAAGCUGGAUAGUUGACUUCUCCAAGGAAGUGAUGCCCGAAAAGCCUCCCUCCACCUCCUCUCAGCCAGACUUCAUGCCCUCCCCCAUGCCUUCACCCGAACCCUGCCGUAAGCACUCAGAUUUUGCUGGACUAUCGGACGAGGAAGGUUCCUCUGAGGUCUUCCUCACCACCGACAGCGACUACGACUCCAGCCGUGCCCAGAGUCCCCGUGAGCUGGACCUACUGCCCCCCUCACCCCUCUCAUCCUCUGCACCGCUGGAACCCCGUGGUUUCCUGCGCAGUGAUGGGAGCACCUCCGGGGGUGGGUUGUGUCUCGGUGGGGGUGGGCGCGGAGGCGGAGCGCUGAGGGAUUCCACGCCAGAUGUCCUCCAGGCCUCAGAGCCACAGCACGGCAUGGAAGGUGAGCGCUGUGGUGGAGUGGGAGGAGUCCGGUGUGGAGGGGAAAGGCGAAGGGGGGCCCCGGAACUGUUUGACAGUGACUUCAUCCUGCCUAGCAGGCAGAUCGAGCUGUUGCACAUUACAGAGAAGAGACAGGCUUUCUGUGUGAGAACCAGCAGCCUGGAGUUCCCUUCCACCACCUCAGCCUACCACCAGCCUUACUGCUACCACACUUCUUGCCCCUCGCCGUCCACGUCACCACAGCGCAGGUGGCACAGGCACUCGUCGGUGGACCGCUGCUGCUCAGGUGAACGCUGCCUACCACAGCUUCCACCGGCGCGCACGUUAUCGCAGGACAGCGGCACACAGAGACUCUCCUCGCCAUCACCUGCUGCCCUCAGGAAAGGCUGUCACGCCACACUCAGAGUGUACCCACAGUACCACACAGGCCUGCCAAAGGAGACCAGUGUAAAGCUUUGUGUAACUCCAGGAACAUCAGCGCGGGAGAUGGUUCAGCUGGUGGUGCAGGAGAUGAACGUGGUGUCUCGGCGCAUGCUCGGCAGCAACGGCGGUGAACAGCAGCAGUGUGUGUACUACAGCUCUGAACAAUUGAAGCACUUUGGCCUCGUGCUGGUUGUGGACAAUAGAGAAAAGUGGCUUCAGGAUGAUUUCUGUCCCCUGGAGCUCCAGAACCCCUGGUUGAGGGGCAAACUGUGCGUUCGCAUUAAGGAGUAUUCACCACUAGCGCUCAAACACAGCCGGGCCACCACGGUGUGAUACUUCCAGAGAGAGAAUGAGCUAAAAGAAAACGUUUGUGAGUUCCUGCCAUUUGCAUAUUCUCUCUCGACAAAUGUGUGUUGAAGCUGGAACUCCUGAACAUUUGUACAAAAAGGCUAUUUUCUGUCUCACCGUGGUGUUACCGUCCACCACUGCAGCUAUAACAUGUUGUCAUAUUUUCUGCUGUGUUCUUGUUAUCUGAAAGGCUUCUGUUUCCAUGAAAUAUGUUCUCCCAUACAAAGAAACUUUUUUAUGAACAUCAGAGACCCUCAUAUGGACACCAAAUGAACAAUAACAAAGUGGAACAAAGAGAAAAGAGCUUUUUGUGCUGUCAGAAAUCAUUGGGAAAAAGAUUGUGAUGCUGAGCAAGAUUAAUGGAGCGUCACUUUGACUUCUGGCAUGAUUGACGCCAGCACAUCGGGCCGUGCAUGUUGCCAAAACGACAUGGGCAGCAUCAUCUCCUCCCCAGCCACACGCGGACACGGCUUUUCCUAUGAACUCUCUCAUUGUGUCAUUCCCAAAGAGCUGUCGGCUGCAGCCGCCCGGCCCCAUGUUCCCAGGAUGUGGGCUCUGGACCCGGCCCAGAGCGCAGGAAGGAAGGGAGAAGUGCAGAGGGGGGCUGGCGUCUCCACUUGGGGACGCAAUCGGCCCGGUGAUUUGGCCCAUCAGCCUGUCACUCAACUGCUCUUGGCCACUGUACCGUCUGGUAGUGAAGCAGCCAAGCAAGGGAGAGAGAGCUUGAUAGGAAGUGAGAGAGAGAGAGAGAGAGUGGAGGAGGAGGAGGAGGGUGGAGGCUGCAUCUUUUAGAACCUGGCACUGGCUCUUCUGGUGCUCUUUUUCUCCCUUUUGCAGCCACAAAUCCUCUGUAUAGUAGACUCAGUCGUAGUGUAGCGAACAAACAUGAUCAUCUCAUUUCGUGAAGUAACACAAAAUAGAACCAGCUAAUUUGGAUUUUCACAACAGAGAAAUAAAACAAGCAAUACUCUUUUUGUUUUUCGUAUAGAUGGAGAAAAAAAAGCAUGUAAACCUUCCAAAAUUGUGCGCUGAGUGCAUCUAAAGUACUGUAGUCAUGCCGUGCUUAAAGUGAACCAGUUCAGUGUUUUGUUGUGUUUGGUUCUGUGGUAUUCCCAGAUGCAUCAGAAAAUGGUGCCCAUCAGUCUAGAGCAGGGUCUCCCAAAGGGACUGUAGUGUGAAGGGGAUGACUGAAGUUGUUGAGAGGCUUUGUGUUUGUUAGUUAAGGUAGUAGUAUUUCAGACUGUCUCCUAAACUUCCUCAAAAUAAGUUACAGAUGAAAAGACUAAACUAUAAGAUGCUUAGAAAUAUAUUUCAGAGACUCAACAAAACCACCACAGCCCGCAACAUGGGGGUCAUGUGACAUGAAGUCACAGUGAAGGCCUCUCUCAGCUCGUUUUCAGUCACCUUGCUAACUUGUACAAGUUAAACAGUGAACAUGCGGACUGCACACUGUUGGAAAAUAAGUAAAACUCUCUGCAGUAAAGGAAAAAACUUUAAAAAACGAAUCAAUCUUUAUUCUUUAAUCUGUAUUUAGUUUUGAUAAAUUGUGAUAUGAACAAUGCAACAUUAUGAACAGUCUGCAAGCUUACCACCCCCCACCCAAACCAAAAAAAAAUACGAUGUUAUAUCUGUUAUAUCUGCUAUGCAACAAUUUCUUACUUUGAGGACGCGCACACUGCGGGAUGCAGACCAGUGUGAGCCUCAAUGCAAUUUCAUCAAAAUUAAAACAUAGCUGCAAACAUUGAUGAAUAAAGCGUGGUGUGCUGGAGAAGAGUCCCGUGGUGUGUUUUAAUUUUGAUGGGAUUAUAUCUAUUAUGAACAUUCAUGCAAAUGUAACUUGUAGUUAAUCAGUUUUUGAAAACUACAUCUAAGAUCCCCUUAAACAACAAAUCAGAAAUCAAGAAAUGCAGCUGUUCCUACUGGAAUGUGUUUGGGUGUCAAAUUGUCAGUCUGCAGUAAACAUGCUACCAUAUUAGCUCACUAGCUGUUGCACUGGCUGGUACACCUGAUUACUAUGUUAUGUGACCCUCAGCCUUUACGUUCCAGUUGAAGGUUUGAACAUGAAUCCGGUCUCUACCAUAACACUCAUGCAGGUAAUCUAUUAAAUCACUAAUAAUAAGAAUAAGAAUAAACUUUAUGCAGCACUUUUCAAAACUGCUACAAACUGCUUAACAUGGCAACAAUAGUACUGCAAGUUGAAAAUGAUAACAACAAUAAUAAAACAUGUUUAGAAUUAAAGGGUAUGUUAGCAUUAAUUAAAAUAAAAGUUUUGAGAAGUGUUUAAAAGUUGUCACUGAUCCUGCAGGGGCCUCUUAACAGUUUAAACCAUCCUUUAUAGCUAAUUUCUGAGAACCUGUGCCAAGUUUUGCUCUCUGUUCACACUGUCCACUCCGUGGAACCUCACAACAUUACAUUUGAAACAGAACCACACUGUUUACAUCAAACUCUGCAUCUCACACAGCCAGACACUGCUGUGCGCUGUUGGGUUGUAUUUAUUUUUUUAUAUAUUUUUUCAGUAUAUGAUAGAUUCUUUUUUCUGCUAUGAAACAUCAAGCAGGCUCAGCAACAUCAUGCCGUUCUAAUAGCCUGCAGCGUUUCCGUAUGUAGCACCAGAAAGGUCCAAAAGAGGAGAGUUUGAUGGGUGAAGUCAGUGGACCUGGCCUCAGUUACUGUAGCAUUCCAGGUUCACAGGAUGCUGUGGAACCUGCCACAGGGGGAGUGAACAGUGGUGCCUCUCAAAGUGUUUACAGAGUUUACUUUCCUUACACCAUCGAAGAUGUGCUUACGUGGAACUACUGUGUAAAGAUGUCUUAAGACCAAGUGAUGUUAUAAGUUGUAAUUGGUUUUACUAAUGGCUUGAGCUCUUGUGUUAGCGCUUAGAUGUCUUCUUUAUUCACAUUGUUAAAAGCGGUUUUUACGAGGGCCAACUGCAAAAACAAAUCACACAACCAGAAACCGAACCGUGUACACAGAAGACCCGGGGAUGAAUGUACAGUAUCUGCCCUGAAUGUGAAAGGAAGUGAAUGUGGGGCUGGCAUCACCACAGAGGUCAAACGUCAGUGAAG
Molecule: messenger RNA, 6686 nt
Organism: Chelmon rostratus (copperband butterflyfish)
Lineage: Eukaryota; Metazoa; Chordata; Actinopteri; Chaetodontiformes; Chaetodontidae
Gene: ankfn1b
Product: ankyrin repeat and fibronectin type-III domain-containing protein 1
Exons: 19
Coding region: 118-3606 (1162 amino acids)
Biological process (GO): signal transduction; regulation of establishment of bipolar cell polarity; establishment of mitotic spindle orientation
Cellular component (GO): spindle
Molecular function (GO): protein binding
Source: RefSeq, a predicted model, not a curated record